AUGCAUCGGGAUGGCGUAAGACCGAGCAAUUUCACUUACCCAUUUGUCUUUAAGGCUUGCUCCACCCUAUCCUUGCUCAAAGUAGGUGAGCAGGUACACGCUCAUGUUGUUAAAUUCGGCUUUGAAUCUGACCUCUAUGUCAAUAAUUCAUUGAUUGACAUGUACUGUAAGUGCUCCCGUAUCAACUCUGCUCACCAUGUGUUGAAUGAAAUGCAAGAGAAAGAUGAAGUUUCCUGGAAUUCAAUCAUGUCUGGGUAUGUUCACGGGGGUGAGGUUGAAAAGGCACGGCAGUUGUUUGAAGAGAUGCCAGUAAGAAGGAAUGUUAUUUGUUGGACUAGUCUGAUAAAUGGGUAUGGAAAAGAAGGGAAUCUUGAGCAGAUGUUGAGUGUGUUCCUCCGGAUGCUUGUUUCAGACGACAACGUCAAACCCAACUCGGCAACGAUGGUUUGCCUUCUCUCAGCUUGUUCAAGCGUCUCUAAUCUCACCUUGGGUAGAUGGAUUUCAGUUUUCAUAGAUGUUAACGCGAUCCCUUUAAAUGUCAUCUUGUGCACUGCUCUCGUAGAUAUGCAUUCAAAAUGUGAGGAUGUAGAGAAGGCUAGGAGACUGUUCGACGUGAUGCCUUGUAAAAAUUUGGUUUCCUGGAACGCCAUGAUCACUGGGUAUGUUCAACGUGGGUUGCUAGAAGAGGCAAUCCAGCUGUUUUAUGCAAUGCAAACAGAGUCCGUGGAACCAAAUGAGAUCACAAUGGUGAAUGUCUUGUCGGCUUGCGCUGGUCUGGGGGCUCUAGAACUUGGAAGAGAAGUUCAUCUCUAUGUGGGUCAGAGCAGCUUGGAACUAAAUGAGAUUCUUGCAACUGCUCUAAUUGAUAUGUAUUCGAAAUGUGGCAGCAUAGACGAUGCUUGCUUGGUUUUUGUCAAGACAACCAAGAAAGAUGUAGCCUUGUGGAAUGCCAUGAUAAUGGGGCUUGCAUACCAUGGUAAUGGGAAAGAUUCUUUAGCUGUUUUCAGACAGAUGGAGAGGGACAAACCGAACCCAAAUGAUAUCACAUUUAUUGGGGUCCUAUCAGCAUGCAACCAUUCAGGAUUGGUGGAGGAGGGACGAGCUCAGUUUGAUAAGAUGGUUAACAAGCAUGGGCUGAGUCCCAAGGUUGAACACUAUGCUUGUAUGGUGGAUCUUCUAGGCCGAGCUGGGUACCUAAAUGAGGCAAUGGAAUUGAUAAAAGGCAUGGUAGUGCCACCUGAUUCAAUAAUUUGGGGUGCAUUACUCAGUGCCUGUAGAAUCCAUCGGGAUGUUGAAUUGGCCAGUGAGGUUGGUGAAAUGAUGCUUUCAUCGAAGGAUCCUUAUUUGGGUUUUUGUAUUUUAUUAUCGAACAUCUACGCUUCUGCAGGCAAGUGGAAGGAUGUUGCAAGAGUGAGGAGAUUGGUUAAGGAGAAGGGUAUUAAGAAGCCUUCUGGUCGUAGUUGGACAGAAAUAGAUGGUGUUGUCCACAGCUUUCUUGUAGAAGACACAGCUCAUAUGCAGUCUGAUGAGAUCUAUGAGACACUCCAUGCUCUUGUUAAACACUUGAAGGUUGAAGGAUAUUUACCUAAUUUCGAUUUUGAUUUUAGGCACAUUGAUGGGAUGUGA
Messenger RNA from Nelumbo nucifera (sacred lotus), 1626 nucleotides. Lineage: Eukaryota; Viridiplantae; Streptophyta; Magnoliopsida; Proteales; Nelumbonaceae. The record is from RefSeq and is a predicted model, not a curated record.